Messenger RNA from Echinococcus granulosus, 1764 nucleotides. RefSeq lists its product as hypothetical. Lineage: Eukaryota; Metazoa; Platyhelminthes; Cestoda; Cyclophyllidea; Taeniidae. The record is from RefSeq and is a predicted model, not a curated record. The transcript has 8 exons. The coding region runs from base 1 to 1764 and encodes 587 amino acids.
AUGCUAUUAUUAGUAUCGUCUACAUCCUUGACACGGAAUCAUUGGGAUGUCUCUAAGCUGGAUCCCCUAAUCCCUUUUCCCAUUUUCAGCGCCCCCUUUUUCUUGAAUUAUUUUCCACAUAUCUUUUCUAGCUUUGAAUUCUUUGUGAUGAGUCUCAACUCAAAGCCGCCUGAUUAUCUUUCCAUGACACGUGGUCAACUCCAACUUGCAUUGGGAAGACAGCUUGCUCUUAGAGACUGCUUAUCAUCCAAGCUGCCAGACUCCGGUAAGAAGCUGAAUGAAUCAAUAGCUCGUGUUCAAUCCAUCCUUGAGACCAAACUUCAUCAGCCUCCUCUUCUACCACCAUCCGCAUUACAAAUUCGUAGCCCAAAUCGCAGACGUCUUGGAGUGCUUUGCACCUCCUCAAAAGACGUAGUAAUUGAAAAAAAAGAAGAGGGUGAAAUUGAAGAUGUUGACAGUUUAAUCGACGGCCUUGUCUCUCUCAAUCUCGGUCCUGCGAAAAGUGAUGAUGUAGGGGCCGAAGAAGACUUGUCGCAACUUCCUAAAGAGCCUCUUACUCCUGAUGAGAUUACCAAUUUUCGGCGCCUUUGCAAUUUGCCUCGUUUGAACGACGAGGGUGUCUCCUAUCAUGCCUUUCUCUUUCAGUUGAGGCCAAUCAAUUCUGAACUUGUCCGUCUCAUGAUUAUUGAUUGUUGGAAUUCGACAAAGCAGUUUGUGAGGCAUGGGGCGAUCUUCACGUGGGCAAUUGAAGGUAGUCCUCUGCCACACAAUGCGACAAUGCGAUACGACACAGACACUGCCGCGCCUGGUAUAGCGGUGGCUGAGAUGUGGCGAUUCGUUCGGCAGGAGUCGGCAGCGGAGUGGUCUGUGCUUGUAGCCGAUUGUGCGGGAAGUUUGGUACGACUGCGCCGGCUCUUUUGCUGCCCCAGUGUCCGUCAUCACCCUGGGGCGAGGAAUGGAAUGCCGAAGAACAUCCGUUUUAUCGUGGCUGAUGAUGCUAAUUCCGAGAAGAAGGCAUACGAAACAAAGGAGCAGCAACUCUCCGAAGAGGGCGGUACGAGCGCCAGCUCGAUGGCGUGCACUGCGCACUACGCGAAGUUGGAUGCAGCGGCCUUGGCCAAAUUGCGACCGAAAACUGUUGCGUGGAUCGAGGCGCCUCUAAAUCUCCACGCUCUUCGUGCUAUCGCCGAAAUGCCACGUGGUCCUGUGGUCUGCCACCCGCCCUACAUAGCCCCCUCCGUUUCCUCCUGUGUAUCCCCAAAGAGCGACCAACAGACUACGCCAGGAUCUCCUCCCAUGCUCAACUCCGUGAACAAGUCCCUCCUAAUUCGACUAGCCGCUACCGGCUUCAACCCCUCUUCUCUUGCCCUACUCGCCGGACAGGCACGGUGGCGCGGCUUUGCUGGCCUCCUCGCGACGUCUCACGUCUCCCGAUGUCCUGAGGAUCUGGCCAACCUUUACCGCCUCUUCAGACGGGUGUAUCGUGGUCUAGCGCUAAACACGGAUCUGUAUCGCGAGGACGCCUCAAAGCCGUCAUGUUCCCCACUUUGGAGUUCACCGUUACGACAAUUGAAGACCCUUUCGAUGAAAGAGUCCCUAAAGGUUAUGACGCGAGUUCGCGAUGAGUUAAAGGCGUCGCAGAAGGAAGCAGUAUUAGAGGCCAGACUAAGCUUGCCACCUGCAUCCGCGAUGUUAUUGAAGUAUCGUGAACAGCAAGCGGAAGAAUCAGACGAUACACUGUGCGCAGACAGCGAUGAUGAUUGA